Rangifer tarandus platyrhynchus (Svalbard reindeer) is the source of this 2037-nucleotide messenger RNA. The record is from the annotation of a GenBank genome assembly. NCBI's taxonomy places the organism in Eukaryota, Metazoa, Chordata, Mammalia, Artiodactyla, Cervidae.
AUGGCUGAGGAGAAGAAGCUGAAGCUGAGCAACACCGUGCUGCCCUCGGAGUCCAUGAAGGUGGUGGCCGAGUCCAUGGGCAUCGCUCAGAUUCAGGAGGAGACCUGCCAGCUGCUGACGGACGAGGUCAGCUACCGCAUCAAGGAGAUCGCGCAGGAUGCCUUGAAGUUCAUGCACAUGGGGAAGCGGCAGAAACUAACCACCAGUGACGUUGACUACGCGCUGAAGCUAAAGAACGUCGAGCCACUGUAUGGCUUCCACGCUCAGGAAUUCAUUCCUUUCCGUUUCGCCUCUGGCGGCGGCCGGGAGCUUUACUUCUACGAGGAGAAGGAGGUUGACCUGAGCGACAUCAUCAAUACCCCUCUGCCCCGGGUGCCCCUGGACGUCUGCCUCAAAGCUCACUGGUUGAGCAUCGAAGGCUGCCAGCCGGCCAUUCCAGAGAACCCACCCCCAGCUCCCAAGGAGCAGCAGAAGGCUGAGGCCACAGAACCCCUGAAGUCAGCCAAGCCAGGCCAGGAGGAAGACGGCCCCUUGAAAGGCAAAGGUCAGGGGGCUGCUCCAGCUGACGGCAAAGGGAAAGAGAAGAAGGCGCCACCCCUGCUGGAGGGGGCGCCUCUGAGACUAAAGCCCCGAAGCAUCCACGAGCUGUCAGUGGAGCAGCAGCUGUACUACAAGGAGAUCACUGAGGCCUGCGUGGGCUCCUGCGAGGCCAAGAGAGCGGAGGCUCUGCAGAGCAUCGCCACAGACCCGGGUCUCUACCAAAUGCUGCCACGCUUCAGCACCUUCAUCUCCGAGGGGGUGCGUGUGAACGUGGUGCAGAACAACCUGGCCCUGCUCAUCUACCUGAUGCGCAUGGUGAAGGCGCUGAUGGACAACCCUACUCUGUACCUAGAGAAAUACGUGCACGAGCUGAUUCCGGCUGUGAUGACCUGCAUCGUCAGCAGGCAGCUGUGCCUGCGGCCAGACGUGGACAAUCACUGGGCGCUCCGGGACUUCGCCGCCCGCCUGGUGGCCCAGAUCUGCAAGCACUUCAGCACAACCACGAACAACAUCCAGUCCCGCAUCACCAAGACCUUCACCAAGAGCUGGGUGGACGAGAAGACCCCGUGGACAACACGCUACGGCUCCAUCGCAGGCCUGGCAGAGCUGGGACAUGAUGUGAUUAAGACACUGAUUCUGCCGCGGCUGCAGCAGGAAGGGGAGCGGAUCCGAGGGGUUCUGGAUGGCCCAGUGCUCAGCAACAUUGACCGCAUCGGGGCUGACCAUGUGCAGAGCCUCCUUCUGAAACACUGUGCCCCUGUCCUAGCAAAGCUGCGCCCGCCACCCGACAAUCAGGACGCCUAUCGGGCAGAAUUUGGGUCCCUUGGGCCCCUCCUCUGCUCCCAUGUGGUCAAGGCCCGGGCUCAGGCUGCACUGCAGGCUCAGCAGGUCAACAGGACCACCCUGACCAUCACUCAGCCCCGGCCCACGCUGACCCUCUCACAGGCCCCCCAGCCUGGCCCUCGGACCCCCGGCUUGCUGAAGGUCCCCGGCUCCAUCGCAUUACCCGUCCAGACGCUGGUGUCUGCGCGAGCUGCCGCCCCACCACAGCCGUCCCCGCCACCAACCAAGUUCAUCGUCAUGUCCUCGUCCUCCAGCGCCUCAUCCACCCAGCAGGUCCUAUCCCUCAGCACCUCGGCCCCGGGCUCCGGCUCCACCACGACCUCUCCCGUCACCACCACCGUCCCCAGCGUGCAGCCCAUCGUCAAGCUGGUCUCCACCGCCACCACCACGCCCCCUAGCACUGCCCCCUCAGGUCCCGGCAGCGUCCAGAAAUACAUCGUGGUCUCUCUGCCACCCACCGGGGAGGGCAAAGGAGGCCCCACCUCCCAUCCUUCUCCUGCCCCUACCCCAUCCUCAGCCCCCUCCCCGCUUGGGGGCAGUGCCCUCUGUGGGGGGAAACCGGAAGCUGGGGAGAGCCCCCCUCCUGCUCCAGGGACUCCAAAGGCUAAUGGCUCGCAGCCCCCCGGGGCUGGCUCCCCUCCGCCCGCACCCUGA